Messenger RNA from Acaulospora colombiana, 1140 nucleotides. Lineage: Eukaryota; Fungi; Glomeromycota; Glomeromycetes; Diversisporales; Acaulosporaceae. The record is from the annotation of a GenBank genome assembly.
AUGUCCCUGCCACUUGUAAUUCAGAUUACACAAGAGGACAUUUCAUUUUUUCGGUCGGUUCUGCCUUCCAACUGUUUAGUCGUAGACAACCAAGACGAACUAUUAUCUUACAACACUGACUGGUUGAGAAAAUAUCGAGGAAAAUCAAGAUUGGUCGCAAAACCCAAAACCACCGAGCAAGUUUCAAAGCUAAUGAAAUAUUGCAACGAUAGAAAAUUAGCCAUCGUACCUCAAGGUGGCAAUACGGGUCUUGUUGGUGGUAGCGUGCCUGUGUUCGACGAAAUUAUUAUUAAUACCAAAAACAUGAAUAACAUCAGGUCGUUUGAUUCUUUAUCCGUUCAAUUCACUGACCGCAAAUCGUGGCAGGUUCUCCCUGACGGAACCAUCUUAGACGGUCUCGUAACCCUUCGCAAGGACAACACCGGUUACGAUUUAAAACAGCUUUUCAUCGGUUCCGAAGGUACAUUGGGAAUAGUCACCGGUGUUUCAAUCCAAACUCCUCGAAAACCAAAGGCAAUCAAUGUUUCCCUACUUGGUUUAAGUUCGUUCGAAAAUGUUCAAGAAGCGUAUAUUAGAUCAAAGGAAGAAUUAAGUGAAAUCCUGUCGGCUUUUGAAUUUUGGGACGCCGGCUCCAUAAAGUUAAUCAAAGACCAUAAUCUCGUUCAGGGAAAGCUCCCUUUGGAAGACGACUAUCCUUUUUAUGUGCUGGUUGAAGUCAGUGGGUCGAAUAAAAAAUUGCUCGGUUAUUUGGAAAAUUUACUGGAAAAAGAUAUAGCUAAAAACGCUGUUGUUGCUCAAGACGAAACUCAAUUCAAAACGAUUUGGUCGAUUCGUGAGAAGAUACCCGAAGCAUGUAGUAAAGCCGGAGCCCUGUAUAAAUACGACGUAUCUAUUCCACUAGAAUUUCUGUAUAAGAUGGUGGAGGAUGCACGUCACAGACUGAAAGGUGCCGUAAAUGAAGUUACGGGAUUUGGUCACAUUGGAGAUGGUAAUCUACACUUGAAUAUUACUGCGGAGAGCUAUACACCUGAAAUUACUGCUUUGAUUGAACCAUGGGUUUAUGAAUGGAUAGAGAAAUACAGGGGAUCUAUUUCUGCAGGCAAAAUACCUGGACUUUUCAAAACCGAAACCUAUGAUUGA